AGCAGUCGACCCCCUCAGAGUGCGGCGGAGCCACACCUCAUGUAUUUUUCAGUUGCAUCUCCAUCCAGAUGAGCCUCCUAGGCGGGGUCAUGCGCGUUCCCGGCAACCCUCCAGCCUGGCCAGCGCCGAAAAUCGAAUCAAAAUCGGGCGUCCCAACAGCGUACACCCCAACGUUCAAAAAAUCGUUCAUUUUCUUUUGAUGAUUUUCCUUUAAAGUUUCGUUCAUCACAUCGGCUUGUUGGUGCGAACAACCGCUAGCGUGUCGCGUGUGCCGUUAACGACUCUUGUGACUAACAAUUUGCCAGUUGCACACUUUGAUCGCUUCAUCCAGCUCGAACUUGCUAUUAAAAUGGGAGCGAAAAGCAGUGUGGAAGCGGCGAAAAUCAACGCUCAGAACUGGACCUUGCUGGAGUAUAAACAUCCGAAACAAUUCUCGACUCGUCACCAAGUCCAUUCCAUCAACAAAACCAUCGGCAAUCCAUGGGCCAACAAGAUCUGCACGGAGCUGGGAAGAGGCACUAUAUGGUGACAGCAACGGUGCCAGUGCCCAGCUGGGACUCUGCAGGGGAUGGGCAAUAAGCUCAGUUGCUCAUGUGCACCCCUCAUCAAAAAGGCAUACAGGUACGACGAGUCCCCAUGGCAAACAUCUAGGCGCCGGGACGGACAUCUCCUGCGGCUGUGGGCGGAGGUCUUCUAUGCAACAGCCGCCUCCGAAGCCAAGGGCCAGUUCUUCUGGCAGCAGCUCAGCGACGAUUUGGUGCCAGUCAACAUCACCUGCAUCCAGGAUUCACCCGAGUAUGUGUUUCACAUCACGGCCUACAAUUCCCAAGUGGACCGGAUCGUGGAUGUGCGGAUGGUGCAGCCUGGCACUCGAAUCGGCACCGCUAACGAAUGCUUCAUCUACUGGAGGGACCCGAUCACCAACGACACCUGGGGCUUGAACUUCACCUCCUCGAUCGAUUGCAAACAGUUCCGCGAAUGUGUGUUCCCUGCCUUCAAGUUCUCCCGCAAAGCCUCGUCUUCCUAUUCUCUGAAACUCGAUCCUCCAACCAAGCACAAGUUAAAGGCGAAGCGAAAACCGCUGAGCACCCCUGCCUCGCCUUCUCGGGGUCCCAGGGAACCCCAAUGCACCUGCAUGACUGCGGAGCAAAUGGCGAAGCUUCGCGCCCAAGACCCUCGCUAUAGAGGUUCAUCUACUCUUCCCAGAGCUGCCAAAAUAUCUGAUACUGAGGGGAAAAUCGCAACAGCCGCCUCAUCUACUAGCCUCUACGACAACCUGGGAGCCACUCAAACCUCCUCUUUACCAGGCACAAAAUCUGGCCACCGAAACGGCAGCCAGACGAAACAAUCCCGAAAUGUUCAGUCUCAAUCGGACAGCAGUGGCGCAGCCCCAGCUAGCGCGGGCGCACCCCAAGCCCCCAAGACCGUCACUGCCUCAGUGGGCACGGAAAAUGACACAGAAACUCAGGGCAACCAGACGGAGUCGCAGUCCCAAACUAGCGACCAACAGCAAUCCGAGAGCGUCCAAGUGGGGGAGCCUCUGGCUAAGGCCACGUCCUCCGGAAAGCCUUCGCUGAAAGAAAAAGGCCAUCACAUGCUGAGCAGCGCCAAAUCUGUAGACUAUUCCGACAUGGAGAUGAACCGCAAUCGCGAGUUCAGAGGCGGACAUGGACACAACAGCGUCAGCAACAACAUCCAGUCCCGCAAGAACAAGUCCAAGAGCUCAGAGGACAUGAACAGGGAGAACGGCAUUAGUCUGGACAGUAACACCUUGAAGCGCAUGCUGAAGCCGAUGCCCAGCCAGGAGAGCCCAGUCACUUCUCCGGAGAUGAGCAGGAAGCGCUACCACUACCACAAUCAUCCAGGCAGGCAUGUGAACAACUCGCGUCAUUCAGACCCGGAGGCCCGCGGGUCUUCCAUCAACUCCCGAUUUUCUGGAUCACGGUCGUCGCACGAAAUCGGCCGCGGAUAUCCAGGCCGAGGUCUCUACCUGGAGCUAGAAAGGGGCGCGGCCGGCGACUUUUCGCCUCCAUCAGACAACGUGAUCUUCGACAACCAGUGCUACGCGACCACGCCCAGUUCCAGCAACGGCAACUCAGACAUGGAGCAGGCGGCGCAGCACUAUGGAAGGCGCCGCCUCCACCGCCAGAACUCCAGCGUCAACUCCACUCCCGGCUCGCCCACCAGUCGCCUACUCCUGGAGUAUGAGAUGCAUCUGCGCAACACCCUGGCCAAAGGCAUGGACGCGGAGAGCUACAGCUUACACACCUUUGAGGCGCUGCUCACGCAAAGCAUGGAAAAUCUUGAGUUCGCCGAGAGUCUCCCCGGGUCCAACACCCGAAGCCCAUAUCACGCGAGGAAAAGACCCACAUCCAGCGCUUCCAUGAGAUCCUCCACGCUUCCCUACAACCAGCGCAUGGGCGUUCGCGAGCGCGAGAGAGACGGCUACUACAGCGACCGCAACGAAUUGUCCCGCGAGCGAGAAAAGGAGCGCGAACGCGGCUACUUGAGCGACCACAACGCCAAUUCUAGGUGCGCAUCCUGCAUCGGCGAGUCGAGCAGGGCGCAGUGGUUCCGACACUCAGACGGCUGGCGAUCCGGCAGCUCCGCCUACGGCUCAGCGCAGGGCGGCGUCCUCCCAGGGCACAGGAGAGCCCCCUGGGACUCGCUUCCCUCACUGCG
Dendroctonus ponderosae (mountain pine beetle) is the source of this 2682-nucleotide messenger RNA. RefSeq names its product protein still life, isoform SIF type 1-like. Lineage: Eukaryota; Metazoa; Arthropoda; Insecta; Coleoptera; Curculionidae. Gene Ontology annotation, biological process: activation of GTPase activity; small GTPase-mediated signal transduction; positive regulation of axonogenesis. Gene Ontology annotation, molecular function: guanyl-nucleotide exchange factor activity. Gene Ontology annotation, cellular component: synapse; membrane. The record is from RefSeq and is a predicted model, not a curated record.